UUAAGAGGUCAGAUCUCAUAUAAAUACGAGGUCCAUCUCACCUCAGGACAAACCUUAUUCAACAUGUGGACCUUUGCCGUGUUUUUGCUCGCCAUCGUUGUUGCCGCAACUGGACAACCCCAGAACAGACAGUUUUAUCGACAACAACAAUUUGGUUCGGACGUUGCGCGGCCAGUCGUAUACCCGAGGAUUUUGAAACAAUCGCAGGAUUCCCAGUACGACGGUUCAUUUAACUAUGCCUUCGAGACCGAAGACGGCACUUCAGCCCAGGCCGCCGGAGUCCUGAAGAACCCAGGAUCAAAAGACGAAGCCCUAUCCGUCCAGGGUUCGUACUCAUACAGAAGCGACGACGGCCAGGUCCUCACCGUGACGUACACAGCUGACGAAAACGGUUUCAAAGCCGAGGGCGCUCAUCUGCCGACACCUCCUCCAGUCCCUGAAGCAAUUGCCAGGGCUUUGGAAUACCUCAGGUCACUUCCUCCUUCGGACGACAACAAAUUUUAAUCUUUUAUACCAUCUGCUUUUUCCUUACCAUUUUUAAUGAAGCAAUAAAAAAACAGUAUUUUUUAAAA
Cimex lectularius (bed bug) is the source of this 572-nucleotide messenger RNA. RefSeq names its product endocuticle structural glycoprotein SgAbd-3-like. The transcript has 3 exons. Gene Ontology annotation, molecular function: structural constituent of chitin-based larval cuticle. Lineage: Eukaryota; Metazoa; Arthropoda; Insecta; Hemiptera; Cimicidae. Bases 64 to 504 code for a protein of 146 amino acids. The record is from RefSeq and is a predicted model, not a curated record. Gene Ontology annotation, cellular component: chitin-based extracellular matrix.